Molecule: messenger RNA, 1572 nt
Organism: Hippocampus zosterae (dwarf seahorse)
Lineage: Eukaryota; Metazoa; Chordata; Actinopteri; Syngnathiformes; Syngnathidae
Gene: mad2l2
Product: mitotic arrest deficient 2 like 2
Exons: 9
Coding region: 218-850 (210 amino acids)
Cellular component (GO): zeta DNA polymerase complex
Source: RefSeq, a predicted model, not a curated record
GCAACAGGCAAAAAAAACACGAUUCUGUGCUGUGAUUUUUAUUUGAUUUUUUAAAGAUAAUACGUAUAUAGUAAAUUGAGUUACAUUCAAAAGCUGUCUUAUUCGGUGUACUUAAUAUUCGGCUUCUGGUAUGUAGUCGCCGCUGCCUGUGACAACAAAUAAAAUCGAGCUUCCAAUUGGAAGCGAGCAGCUUCUUCCUGUCUCAGUUGUUGGAAUCAUGACAACUCUAACGAGGCAAGAUCUCAAUUUUGGACAAGUGGUUGCUGACAUUUUGUGUGAAUUCCUGGAAGUUGCCAUUCACCUCAUCCUGUAUGUCCGUGAAGUGUAUCCGUCUGGAAUAUUUCAGAAGCGAAAGAAGUACAAUGUCCCUGUGCAGAUGUCAUGUCACCCUGAGCUGAACCAGUACAUCCAAGAUACACUUCACUGUAUAAAGCCGCUUAUUGAGAAGAAUGAUGCUGAGAAGGUGGUUGUCGUCAUUAUGGACAAGGAACAUCAUCCAGUCGAGAGAUUUGUUUUUGAGAUAUCUCAACCGCCGCUGCUCUCUAUUAGCUCUGACACAUUACUGUCUCAUGUGGAGCAGUUGCUCAGGGCAUUCAUUUUGAAGAUCAGCGUGUGUGACGCUGUCUUGAACAAUAAUCCACCAGAGUGUUCAUUCACCGUAUUAGUUCACACGAGGAACUCUGCUAUGCGCAACAUGGAGAAAGUUCAAGUCAUAAAGGAUUUCCCAUGGAUAGUUGCUGAUGAGCAGGAGGUCCACAUGCAGGAGCCCAGACUCAUCCCACUGAAGACCUUGACAUCCGACAUAGUGAAGAUGCAGCUAUACGUUGAGGAGCGAGCCCAGAAGUUGUAGCAGGAAUGAAUGACACACAGAAAAAAGUUGAUGGUAGAGCUGUCAAGACUGAAAUGUUCCACAGGUGUAUCAAAAUUUUUCACCAACGUUAUUUAGCCAAGCGAGUGCAUGAAAAAAAAACCCAGCAAUAAUUCACAACCAAACAAAAAUGUCACACAAUUUAUGAAAACUGAAAUGUUCCUUUUUCAAUUGACUCACAAAUGUACAGUGUAUAGUAUAGUACAAAGCUGAUAUAUUUGUUCAAAGCCAUAACUUAUUACGGGACUCUGUUGUAUGAAUGGCAACUUUAUUGGAAGAGCAGUUAAUGGUUCUGUCUGUCACUAUACAUCAUUGCAUCAUUGGCAUCAAUAAAUGAACAAUUUGUGAUUAAUGGAUAAUAAUUUUACACAAAUUAAGGGAAACUGGCAAGUAUUGAAUUGAAUUGAAUUGAAUACAACUUCAUUGUCAAAUGUGCUGUACGUAUCCUAUGGCACCCUGGUACGGAAUCACUGUAAUAUCAUGAAGUGACCAAUGAGUUUGAAAAUUGACUACAUUAGUUUCCCAACGCCAAUGUUUCAAAUGUUAUUGUCACAUGCUUGUUUUUCAUAUCGCUGUAACUUGAGAUUCUUCUAUUCUAUAAGUGAUUAAAGCCACAGUUGUACACAUGAACCGCUGGAGUGUAGACAGUUGGAAAAUAGCGAGCAAAAGUUGUCUUUGCCCAUAAAUCAUUGAUGUCCGAUUUA